Plasmodium inui San Antonio 1 is the source of this 288-nucleotide messenger RNA. RefSeq lists its product as hypothetical. NCBI's taxonomy places the organism in Eukaryota, Apicomplexa, Aconoidasida, Haemosporida, Plasmodiidae. The transcript has a single exon. The record is from RefSeq and is a predicted model, not a curated record. Bases 1 to 288 code for a protein of 95 amino acids.
AUGGUAAAGGAACAAUCCAGCAAGAAAAAGGGACAACCGACAGAAAAGAUUGAUGGGGAUGAAUUACGAAAAGGUCAGCAGGAAGAAGCGAACGGAACCCACCGAUCCUCUCUAAAACAUCGGAGGAUCAGGAUCAAGAACACGUGUGCGAGGAUAGAGACUAGCAGGGAGAUCAGAGGGAAGACUUGUGGACAACAGCCAAUCCUCAACCCCCCCUCGGAGUGCAAGGACCCCGAGGGGCCGAAACAGAAAGAAGCAAAACAGCAAGAAUAUCUCACAGACGAAUGA